Daucus carota subsp. sativus is the source of this 2457-nucleotide messenger RNA. Its product is annotated as peptidyl-prolyl cis-trans isomerase CYP63. The record is from RefSeq and is a predicted model, not a curated record. Bases 164 to 2218 code for a protein of 684 amino acids. Gene Ontology annotation, molecular function: peptidyl-prolyl cis-trans isomerase activity. NCBI's taxonomy places the organism in Eukaryota, Viridiplantae, Streptophyta, Magnoliopsida, Apiales, Apiaceae. The transcript has 14 exons. Gene Ontology annotation, biological process: protein folding; protein peptidyl-prolyl isomerization.
AAAUAAUCCUGAUAAAAAAGAAAAUAGCAAAAAAAGCACCAAACCGAAAAAAUAUAUAUUCUCUGGUCGCCACUCUUGUAGUUGCGAACAAGCAGCGCAGUCGAUACUCUCCGGCGAUACUUCACCGCUUUCACGGCGAGGUACGGCUCUCGUUUGAGUAGGCAUGAGUAGAACAAAAGAUAUGAGUAGAACAAAAGACACGAGUAUAAAAAACAACCCGUUGGUAUUUAUGGACAUAUCAAUGGAUGGAGCUCCUGCAGAAAGAAUUGUUUUUGAGCUUUUUGCUGAUGUUGUGCCUCGGACGGCUGAGAAUUUCCGUGCACUCUGUACAGGUGAAAAGGGAGUUGGAAGCUCUACAGGGAAACCUCUUCACUUUAAAGGCACCGUGUUUCAUCGCAUAAUUAAGGGUUUCAUGGCUCAAGGUGGUGAUUUUUCCAAGGGGAAUGGGACUGGUGGGGAAAGUAUAUAUGGAGGGAAGUUUGCAGAUGAAAACUUUAAAAUGGAUCAUAGUGGACCUGGACUUCUCUCUAUGGCAAACGGUGGUCCAAACACAAAUGGGUCCCAGUUCUUUAUAACUUUCAAACGCGCGCCACAUCUUGAUGGGAAACAUGUUGUUUUUGGAAAAGUUGUAAAGGGAAUGGACAUUGUAAAGAAGAUUGAGCAGGCGGGAACUAAAGUUGAUGGGAAGCCUUCACAGAUUGUUAAAAUUAUAGGCUGCGGGGAAACUUCUGAAAGUAAAUCUGAAUAUUCGGUCGAUGCAGAAAAAGGGAAGAAGAAAAAGUUAGUCAAAGCUCUUUCAUCUGAUGAUAGUUCUGAUGAGCAAUCUAAAACAAGACGUAAAACAUCUCAAAAAGACAAGAGGAAUAAGAGAAAAAGGAAAUACUCUUCAUCUGAUUCAUCAAGCUAUACGAGUUCAGAUACCGAAUCUGAAUCUGAUUCCUCUUCUGAUUCUGACUCUGAUUUAGAUUCUUAUUCUUCAAGUUCAUCAAGUGAUGACAGGCGCCACAAAAAGAAAAGGUCUACCAAGAGAGAUAGACACCAAAGCAAAAAAAAGAAAGAUAAAAGAAGGGGCAGGAAAGGUGGACGUAAUGAAAAAAGAGGCAGGCACAAAUCCAGAAGGACUUCUGUGAGUUCAAGUGGUUCAGGUAGCACCAGCAGCAGUGGGAGCAGUUCUGAUGACGAAAAAGCCAGUGGCCGUGUUUCUUCCCGUAAAGGCCGGAAUAUUUCAGAUGUUAAAACUAAAACAAAAGUUCCUGGAACAGAGGCAGAAGCAGAACAUGAAAGGGAUCUUAAACUGAAAACCGGAGUGGAUAAAUCGUCAGAUGAAGAGGGUCAGUUUUUGCAGGACGAAAAAUUAACCAAAAAUGGCCAGUCCACAGAAAAGAAAGCUGAUAAAACUACUAUCCGUCAGUAUGCGGAUGAGUCGAGCAAAUCCAGGAGCCUGAGCCCCACAAAAAGGCCAAAGUCUGACAGUGACCGCAGUCCUAGAAGGAUUACUAGAAGUCCCAGUACUCAGAAUGGCAGUAGAUCCCCUGUGAUUAAAUCUGCUCAGCAAAUUAAGAAUUUUUCAAGGAGUCCAAGGAGAAGUCCUGCACACAAAGCCCCUGAACCAUCUGGUUCAAAUGUUAAUCGAGGUUUGUCAAGGAGCCAGUCUUCAAAUGGCUCUCCCAAGCGCAUUAGAAAAGGUCGUGGCUUCACUGAACAGUACUCCUCUGCACGACGGUACCAUACCCCAUCUCCAGAUCGUUCUCCUCGUGGAUACCGCUAUGGUGGAAGAAAUUUUCCUGAAAGGAGACAUGAUAGGUAUCCAAGCUACAGAAAUUAUUCUGAACGUCCCUCACAAAGACGGUACCGAAGCCCACCCAGGUAUCAAAGGCGAAGGAGUAGAAGUAGGAGCGCUUCUCGCUCACCAGGCGUUCAUGAUGGGCAUAAUGGGGAUCGUAGGCGGAACCGUAUACGCAGUCCUAGCCCCAGGGAGAAACGACCUGCAUUGAGUGACAAAUUAAAGUCUCGUCUAGGUCCUCCAGUGGAAAAGAGUGGAAGGGCAACCUCAAGAUCAAGAUCCAAGAGCCGUGGUCCUCGUUCUGUAUCUCCUGAUGCUGUUAUAGAAGAGUGUCCCACGAAAGUAGUUGCUCUAUCACCAAGCAGAUCUAGAUCAAGCUCCCCAGCUCCGCAAAGAGGUUUGGUUUCAUAUGAAGAUAUCAGCCCCAGCCCUUGAAUUUGUGCCAUUCCGAUUUCUACUGAUGGGUUCCUUCAAUGGUUUGGUUCUGUCCAGGCCUUUAAUUUGCUACAGAAUCAAACUGUAUUAUUAGCGUGAUGUUUACAAGAAAAAUUGUUUAGACUAUUUAAAUGACGCUUCUGCAAUUUAAUCAUUUGAACUUCCUUGUGGAAGAUGCUAGUAUGAUUGAAGAGGUGCUGCUUUAUUUUUGAGAGUAGACAUUCAGAAUUUAAUUCCCA